CAAUAAUGUCCGAAUCAAGAGCGUAAGUAAUACUUAAAUGAUAAAAUUAGUAUUGCUAAUGCUAUGGCAGCAUUACAAAAAAAGUCCGCAAUAUUGGAGGAAGAAAACAGGAUUUUACAUAGUCAAUUAAAAAGUUGUCAAUACGAAUUGCAAAAAUUGGUGGAAGAAUUAUCAAAUAAGGAAGGCAUAUUUGACACGUUGGAGAAAAAACUAAAAAUCACAAUAUCUUAAUUAGAAGAAGAGUUAUAUAAGAAGGAUGAAGAGAUUUUAUAAAAAGAUGCUUAAAUUGAAAGUUUGUCUUAAGAAUUACAUUAAUCUUUAAUAGAUUAAAGCAGAAUCAUGGAUUAACAAUUAAGUGAUAGAUAAUAAUUAAGUGAAUAAUAGGAAUAAAUUCAAAAAUUGAAAUAAGUCAUUCAUAAACUUAAAGAACCAAGGAAGGAUGAUCUUAGAUUCACAUAAAGUGAGAAGAAAACAAGUUUUGUUUCUAAGUUGGAUAACGCAGUUGACUAAUAUUUUAAUAAUGAAAAUUAAGGAUAUGAAUAAUUGAUUAGGAGGAUUUCUAAAUUAGAGAAGGAAAUAAAAGAUAUGGAAAAUGAAUAGAGCAAUAAAAUACUCUUGGAUUAGAAAAUACAACUACUUAAGGAAUUACAGGAGUAGGAAGAAUCACUUUUACAAUAUAUUUGA
Messenger RNA from Paramecium octaurelia, 684 nucleotides. NCBI's taxonomy places the organism in Eukaryota, Ciliophora, Oligohymenophorea, Peniculida, Parameciidae. The record is from the annotation of a GenBank genome assembly.